CUGCUGCUGCAAGCCGCGCCAUGCACCACCUGAUCGUUUUCCUCGCCAUCCUGGCUGUGGCUGCCGCCGCCCCUGCAGUGUUAGGUGCGGCCCCCGUGGCCUACGCCGCCGCCCCCGGCUUGGCAAGUGAUAUCACCGAAAUUCGACUUGCCGCCCCCACGAACUACGCACCCCCCGGCGUGGCCUACGCCGCCCCCGGCUUGGCAAGUGCUGGCGCCUACAUGCGACCUGCCGCCCCCUUGGCCUACGCACCCCCCGGCGUGGCCUACGCCGCCCCCGGCUUGGCAAGUGAUAUCACCGAAAUUCGACUUGCCGCCCCCACGAACUACGCACCCCCCGGCGAUGCCUAUGCCGCCCCCGGCUUGGCAAGUGCUGGCGCCUACAUGCGACCUGCCGCCCCCUUGGCCUACGCACCCCCCGGCGAGGCCUACGCCGCCCCCGGCUUGGCAAGUGCUGGCGCCUACAUGCGACCUGCCGCCCCCUUGGCCUACGCACCCCCCGGCGAGGCCUACGCCGCCCCCGGCUUGGCAAGUGCUGGCGCCUACAUGCGACCUGCCGCCCCCUUGGCCUACGCACCCCCCGGCGAGGCCUACGCCGCCCCCGGCUUGGCAAGUGCUGGCGCCUACAUGCGACCUGCCGCCCCCUUGGCCUACGCACCCCCCGGCGUGGCCUACGCCGCCCCCGGCUUGGCAAGUGAUAUCACCGAAAUUCGACUUGCCGCCCCCACGAACUACGCACCCCCCGGCGAUGCCUAUGCCGCCCCCGGCUUGGCAAGUGCUGGCGCCUACAUGCGACCUGCCGCCCCCUUGGCCUACGCACCCCCCGGCGAGGCCUACGCCGCCCCCGGCUUGGCAAGUGCUGGCGCCUACAUGCGACCUGCCGCCCCCUUGGCCUACGCACCCCCCGGCGAGGCCUACGCCGCCCCCGGCUUGGCAAGUGCUGGCGCCUACAUGCGACCUGCCGCCCCCUUGGCCUACGCACCCCCCGGCGAGGAACGUGCCGCUCAAAUAGGAAUGGCCGCCUUAUAUUAGCAUAGGCCGCCCCCGGUGCCGCCCACGUCUUGGUGGCCACAGCUUACGCCUUACCGCCGUCGGCAGAACACACCUCAUUUAAGUAAAUGAAGUGUUACCAAUAAUGUUUCACCAAAAAAAAUAAAGCAUUUAAAAUCAAA
Molecule: messenger RNA, 1171 nt
Organism: Bacillus rossius redtenbacheri
Lineage: Eukaryota; Metazoa; Arthropoda; Insecta; Phasmatodea; Bacillidae
Product: resuscitation-promoting factor RpfA-like
Exons: 2
Coding region: 21-1031 (336 amino acids)
Source: RefSeq, a predicted model, not a curated record